Molecule: messenger RNA, 1521 nt
Organism: Nelumbo nucifera (sacred lotus)
Lineage: Eukaryota; Viridiplantae; Streptophyta; Magnoliopsida; Proteales; Nelumbonaceae
Source: RefSeq, a predicted model, not a curated record
AUGGAUGAAAUAAGGAUCAAAUUUAAAGCCUGUCUGCUGCUGGUUGUGCUCAUUCAAAUUUCGUCUGCAGCUGCACAGCAGGCACCAACAGACCCUAACGAUGCUGCUGCUCUAAAUUCAUUCAAGUCAAUGUGGAAAAACAGACCUUCCAAUUGGGAAAAUUCAGACCCUUGCGUUGGUGGUUGGGUAGGAGUUACUUGCAACAACUCACAGGUGAUAUCCAUAAAAUUGUCAAGCAUGGGACUCGAGGGUCAAUUGUCUGGAGACAUCGGUGCUCUAACUGAGUUACAGACAUUGGAUCUGUCUUACAACCGGGGUUUGAAUGGUCCCCUGCCGGCCGAAGCAAUUGGGAGCUUGAAAAAGCUUUCAAACCUGAUCCUGGUUGGGUGUAGUUUCUCUGGACGAAUACCAAGCACAAUCGGAGAUCUGGAAGAGCUAGUCUUUUUCCGAGCUCUUUUUGCAGGUGUUAUGGAGGCAGAGAAGACUCGAGGUGCGAGCUUGUUUGAUGGUAUGAGGGGGAAGAAGCGAGCUGCUAAGCGGGUCUGUGCCAACCCUUCCCAGGUUGCGGAGCCUGAGGCACCGAGAAUGGAGCCUCGUGGGGAGCCCGUGGUGGCCCCUCCAGUUCAAGAAGCGGCAAGGGUCCCCUAUGCCGAUACUGCUUAUACCCAGGUUGUGCCUUCAGGCUCGGGAAGUCAGGAUGGGGCUAGGAGUGUGCUGACACUGAGGUAUGCUCUCCAAAAAAGUAAGAAGGCUAUUUGCCCUGAGGAGGUCACGGCGUGGGCCGAUCUUCCUCCGCAACACAUAGGAAAGUCAGGAAUCAAGUUGGAUUGGACAAGGGGACUUAGAGUAGCCGUGGGUUCAGCCAGAGGGGUGGCUUAUCUACAUGAGCAUGUCAACCCACCCAUAAUACAUAGAGAUAUUAAGUCAACCAACAUUCUCUUGGACAAUCACUUAAAUGCCAAAGUUUCUGAUUUUGGUCUGUCCAAGCUCAUGGAUGACGAUGAAAAGGGCCAUGUCUCUACUCAAGUAAAGGGGACAAUGGGCUAUUUGGAUCCUGAAUACUACAUGACCCAGCAGUUGACAGAGAAGAGUGAUGCGUAUAGCUUUGGAGUGAUAAUGCUAGAGCUGAUUACUGCUAGGAAACCAAUAGAGCAUGGGAAAUAUAUAGUGAGAGAGGUGAAAGCAAUAAUGGACAAGACCAAAGACCUAUAUGGCCUUCAUGAGCUUCUUGACCCGGUCCUUGGUUUAAUAAGCACCAGCCUCAAAGGAUUUGAGGAAUUUGUAGAUCUUGCAAUGAGAUGUUUACAAGAAUCAACAGCUGAUCGUCCAUUGAUGAGCGAAGUAGUCAAAGAGAUUGAGGGCAUUAUGAAGUUUUCUGGUCUAAAUACAACUGAUGAUUUUGCAUCAACUUCAGAAAGUUAUGGGGAAACUAGUAGAGAACAUUCUGGGAAUCCUUAUAGUAAUGAAACCAUUGAGUACAGCAGUGGGAAUAUACAUCAUCACAAGGUGGAAUCUCAAUGA